AUGGCAGUCUUAGCUUCGUUCAGUGUGGAAGCCGACCAUUGGUAUAAUGAUGAUGAGGCCAAGGAGGUUCUGAAGGGUGCUCAGGAUGGCAUAAAGAAGGCCAUUCAGCAAAAUAAACUGGAAGUCGAAUGGCUUGUCAUGGGCUUCCCAUUCGGGAUUGGCUCGCACUAUCUCAUGGAAGUUCUUUUCAAUGGGCCGCCCGAGUUGCUGGAAGGGGUCCCUCAAGGCAAACCUGGAGUGAUAGGAGACCCGGUUCUUCAUGACUGGAAGGCUGGCAAGGUAGCUGCAGAGAGCAGAUUUAGAUCUCGUGAUUAUAUUAUCCAGAUAUGA
Messenger RNA from Aspergillus chevalieri, 330 nucleotides. RefSeq lists its product as uncharacterized. Bases 1 to 330 code for a protein of 109 amino acids. The transcript has a single exon. The record is from RefSeq and is a predicted model, not a curated record. Lineage: Eukaryota; Fungi; Ascomycota; Eurotiomycetes; Eurotiales; Aspergillaceae.